AUGGUGGAGCCGCCGCUACAGGCGCCGCCUUCCCCGGCCGCGGCGCCCGCGCCGUUGGACCCCGAGCCCGCGGCGCCCGCGUCGGUGGAGCCGGCUCUGCCGGGCGGCGCCGCGGAUCGCGCGCCCGCCGCUUCGCCGCCGAGCUGGGGGUGGUAUUGGAGAAGUGUUGAGGCGGCCUGGGCGUUCUACGUUGGCUUCUUCCUGAUCCUGGCGGCGGAGGAGGCGGGCCGCCUCCGCGGGAUCCGGCCCACGAUUGAGACCGGCGCCCACACGCGCCACGCCGCCUGUGCAUUCGCGGAAGUGCUUGCUGAGCGUUUGCGGCGGUCGUGGGCACUGACUUGCGGGUGGGUCUACGCGGAGCUCUUCGCCGACAGGGAGGGCCGGCCAGAUCGGCUGCUCACGAAGGUGCUGCGCACGCCCUCCGAGCCCGAUGAGUUCCCCGAGAACCUCGUCGGCAUGUGCGCAUUCAAGGCGCAUAUUGGCGACUGCCGGCGAAUGGCGGUCAAUUUCGUUCUCGACCGGAUAUUCCUGCUUACGAGUGACGGGGGGAUCGCGCACGCUCGAAUACACGGCGACCGCUACCCUCAGGAGUGCAUUCGCAUUGCAGCUGGAUCCGAUCGCAUUGCGCUGCUCCGGAGGGGCGGCAAAUUCGAAGUGGGGGCGUUGAGUGAUGAUGCCCGCUCAAUCUCCAACCUCGCAAACCUAUUCAACUUUACAACCUUUGAUACUCUCGCCAUGCUUCCCGUUCACGUGGCGGCCAACCAAAUCAACCAGAUCUCUACGUCUGGAAAGGCUGUGGCGCUCUUGGACGACAACGGCAAAGCCGAGGAGCACGCCAUCGCCCCAUUCGUUCUUAAUUGUUGCCGGGUCAGCGAUUGCGCCCAGGUGGCCGCGUCUGGUAAACAUGUGGCGCUCUUGAAGACCAACGGGAGCUGCGUUGCGAUGGUACUUCUGCGCUGCGACGGCACGGCGGUGGCUUACGGGGCCAAUCUGCAUCACGAGUGCGACAUUCCGCCAUUGGGCGCCGACGUGACCUACGCGAGCGUGACUGCUGACUAUGGAUACACAGCUCUCCUGAGAAGCGACGGCGCCGUUGCGGUGCGCGGGCGCGACCAGGUGGGCGGUCUCAUAUUGACUCCGCCCUCGUCGACUUACACGUUCGUGCCACCCGCGCUGCCCUUGCUGACGCCACGGGCGAAAUUUGCUAGCAGAGGCGUGGUGUUCCUGUCAUUAAGUGGGGCGGAGCGCUGCAGAUUCAAUUUGCCACUUCCCGACCUGGCCGAAAUCGAGCUCUGCUACCUCUACCGCUGGUCGAAGCGUCAGCGGCGCUCCGGGGGGGUCGGUCACGGCAUCGGAAAGGUCGACGCUGUUCUGCCAAACGGGAGGCUUCUCAGUG
Molecule: messenger RNA, 1396 nt
Organism: Prorocentrum cordatum
Lineage: Eukaryota; Dinophyceae; Prorocentrales; Prorocentraceae
Source: the annotation of a GenBank genome assembly